Molecule: messenger RNA, 117 nt
Organism: Echinococcus granulosus
Lineage: Eukaryota; Metazoa; Platyhelminthes; Cestoda; Cyclophyllidea; Taeniidae
Exons: 2
Coding region: 1-117 (38 amino acids)
Source: RefSeq, a predicted model, not a curated record
AUGGUCCAAGGACGCAUCUGCAGAGCAGACGUCUCAAUUCCUCAUGUACUCCACGAAGAAAACGCCUUCCAUACUGUCAAACAGGAAGUGCGAUUCAUUGAGAUCCCUGCACCAUGA